This is a messenger RNA of Xyrauchen texanus (razorback sucker), 4213 nucleotides long. Its product is annotated as myosin light chain kinase 2, skeletal/cardiac muscle-like. The transcript has 14 exons. Gene Ontology annotation, cellular component: cytoplasm; nucleus. Gene Ontology annotation, biological process: protein phosphorylation; positive regulation of apoptotic process; intracellular signal transduction. Bases 246 to 2456 code for a protein of 736 amino acids. The record is from RefSeq and is a predicted model, not a curated record. Lineage: Eukaryota; Metazoa; Chordata; Actinopteri; Cypriniformes; Catostomidae. Gene Ontology annotation, molecular function: ATP binding; protein serine/threonine kinase activity.
UAAAGUGUUCAGUGGAGAGCAAGACAUGGAUGAAUCAACUUUUUAUUGUGGGAUUUAAAGCAUCUUGUUUUUUUUCUGGCUUUACUCUUGUUUGAUAUCAUCAUCCCUGCUUGGCUCAUUGUUGGAUUAUUGGUUUCUUGUUGAGAAAACAGACCACGUUGGCUACCUCUUCUAGUUCAUCUUUUGCUGGAGCAUCUUUGUAAGUUUGCCAACAGGUCAGGUUUGUUUUAGUCUUCAAUGCUACCAUGAGUUCUGCUGACUCUAGCACAGGAAUUGACCUUCUCCAGGUCAGGGUUGAGUCCUUGAGCAACAAAAUGGACCGGCUCAUAAGUAUCCAGGAAAAAGUGCUCAGCCGGCUUGAUGGCAUGUCUCAGGAUAUUGAUGGAAUUGAGAGAGAAGUAGAAACUUUGAAAGUGGAAAAGGAGGAGAUCCAUCUACCUCCAGCCAUCCGUACAGGACCAGUCCAUGAGAUGAAGGAAAUGUGCCAAGAAAUGAACAGCAUCAUGCUGACAGUAAAUCAUCGCUCUGAAGAACAAACCCAGAAGCUGGAGGGAAUGGAAAGACUUGUGAUGAGCAUUCAGCAAGUAGUCAGCUUUAUUGGAGAGACUGUGAAAACUUCCAAAAUCAUGGAUAUUAUGUUCAAAGGGCCAACUGCUCGGAAGAGCAAAGUGGAUUCAGCUAUCAAGUCCAAGGAUAGUAAAAGCAAGCAGAGUACCAAAAGGCAGUCCUUAGAUAACAGUGUGCCUGCCACUCCUAAGCUAAAGGAUCAUAAAGGUAAAGACGGGAAGAUUCAUCUUAGCAUCAAAGGCCUCAAAGUACAGAAGAAGAAGAAACCACCUGAUUCAACAGAUACAAUCUCAUUGAAGAAACAGGCACUGUUGCUUGAGGAAGUACGGAAACUUAACCAAGAGAAUGCAGAACGCUCAGAAGGAUCCCAAAAUGUUCAAGGUGGUGUGCAAAAAUCAGAUGAUGGUCUGCUUACUCCAAUCCAACAGGACCUCAUCUUGGAGGAGACCAAGGCCCAUGCAACUGAGCAAGAGACAUACUCAGAAGAACAAAAGGUCACUGUGGAGCUGAAAGACAAUGAUAGGAAAGGUACAGAACCAAAGACAGAGGACAUCCAAAGUGAAAAAGGUAAUGAGAUACCACUAGAGACACACAAAGAACAGGAGGUAGAAGAUGAAGAAGAGCAGAUAGCUGAUGAGGGUCCUUCAGAGCCUGACAUUACUGACACAAAGGAGCCUACAACUCCUGACAACUCACUGCAAAGCAGUGAGUCUGAGCAAGUGGAUGAGGUGACUACGAGCAGCAAACGACGUGUAACAGAGGAAGAUCUAGGUUUGGAGGACCACAAGAAGAGCAGGGUGGAGGAAGGUCAAGAGGAAGGCAAGCAGGAGCCAGAGGAACCCGAAGAUCUGCGUGGUGUUUUUAAAGCUGAGGGUGUGGAGAUUGAGUUGGAUUUCAGUAAAAUUAAGGAUGAAUACGAGGAUGAAGAUGAGUAUCACAGUGAGCACUUCUUCAUUGACUGUACCCCACCUCCACCAGCUCCCUUCAGCCACCGCGUUGUGUCUGCCAAGCCCAACCAGAUAAACAACUUCUACACCAUCAACCGACAGGAGGUUCUUGGAGGAGGUCGAUUCGGUCAGGUGCACAAAUGCAUUGAAAAUUCUUCUGGACUCUCUUUGGCAGCUAAAAUAAUCAAAGCUAGGAGUCAAAAAGAAAAGGACGUGGUGAAGAAUGAAAUUCAAGUUAUGAACCAGCUCGACCACGCCAACUUGAUACAGCUCUACGCCGCAUACGAGUCCAGGAAUGACAUUAUCCUUGUACUUGAAUAUGUUGAUGGAGGAGAAUUGUUUGACAGGAUCAUUGAUGAGAACUACAAGCUGACAGAGCUGGACACAGUGACAUUCAUCAGGCAGAUAUGUGAGGGCUUACGCUACAUGCACAAAAUGUACAUCCUCCAUCUGGACCUAAAGCCAGAGAACAUCCUUUGUGUUAGCAGAUUAACAAAUAAAAUCAAGAUCAUCGACUUUGGACUUGCUAGAAAAUACCAGCCCAAAGAGAAGUUACGAGUGAAUUUCGGUACGCCAGAGUUUCUCGCCCCAGAGGUGAUCAACUAUGAUUUUGUAUCCUUCAACACUGAUAUGUGGAGUUUGGGCGUUAUCACAUAUAUGCUGCUCAGUGGUCUGUCACCGUUCCUCGGGGAUGAUGACAAUCAGACACUAAAUAACAUCUUAGCCUGUCAGUGGAACUUUGAGGAGGACGAGUUCAUAGACAUCUCAAAAGAAGCCAAGGAUUUCAUUUCCAAACUGCUCAUUGUAGAUAAAAGUUGGAGGAUAGGAGCAUCGGAAGCGUUGAGGCAUCCCUGGCUGUCAGAUCCGACCGUUCACUUCCGCCUGCGGGAGAAGAAAAAUAUGUGUCGUUCGCGCAGAAAUUCUUCAGUGCAUCCACCAUAGAGUUCAUAGGGACCAAGCCUGCUGUGCGACCACGAGGAUUAUUGGACAUUACGUUGUGAAGAGACAAAGAUUAUCAGAGCAGAUUGCCCUUUGCAUAAACCUGCUGUUGGCAUUUCUAAAUUUACAACUGCAUGUUCUGUGAAGUUGAUGCUAUACUAGAAUGUGAAAUCAAGUCUUUAAUUUUGCUAGUCUUUAUCAGACUUCGUAACUCGUAAGAGAUUUUUAAAAAGCAAAUUUCAUCUGUUGUUUUGAUGCGCUGGGCAGUUCACUUUAAUAGGCAACAUAACACAUACAUACCAACCCUAUAAUUAAUAUUAUAAUACUAUUAAUGUAUCUAUACAUACUGUAGCUACAUUAUUCCAUGCUGCUUAAGAAAAUAAAAGCUACGCAGUUGAAGAAAAUUGCGACUGUAAAAAAGAAACAUAUUUGUGUCUAAAAUAAUAUAAAGUAUAACAUACAAAUUUGAUUUGGCUUUCAGCUAUUAUAAAUGCAGGUUCAUCAAAAUAUAAAUUAAACUAAAGGAAUAUUCCAUGUUCAACACAAGUUCAGCUCAAUCGACAGUAUUUGUAGCAUUACGUUGAUCUCCACAAAAAACAUUUUCAUCUCGUCCCUCCUUUUCUUUAAAAAAAGACAAAAUUUAAGUUAUUACAAUAUCAUGCCACAAAUGCUGCCGAUUGAGCUUAAGAUGUUUUGAACCCAGAAUAUUACUUUAAGAUUUUCAAGCCUCGUCAGUGGUAUGCUGAUUAUUGAAUAUGCUAAUGAAAUAUUCCAGCAACAUGAGGGAAUGUGAAAGGUGAAUAUUGUUUAGGUUCCCCUACUGUCGCUCACUCAACGUUGUGUCGAAUGAAGCAACACUAGGGGUCUUUCUUGAAGGCCUUGUUUACCUCUGAACUUGAGUAAAGGCCAAUAAGAAAUUGUCAGUCAGAAAUAGCAUGUCCCUCCCCUGGAUAUACGUGUAUAAAAGGAGGGAAUCGUGCAUCUGUCCAUUCAGAAUUUUUCUGAAACAGAGGUCUGUCCAGGGGUUGAAAGUCUGGUGGACUUUCAGGAGGGGGUGAUGAACACACUGAUGUGCCGCGACGCCAUGUCCAUCUCGGGACUUGAGUUUGAAGCCAGUGCUGAAGCGGUCUCAUUUGCAUCAACCCCAGCAGAGCUCUGAGCAGCUCUUUGUCUGCUUUGGUGGACAGCGGAAAGGGAACGCCGUCUCCAAACAGAGGCUAGCCCACUGGGUCAUCGACGCCAUUGAUCAGACCCUGGCCAUGCCCACCCCUUGCGGGUUCGAGCACACUCGACGAGAAGUGUGGAAUCCUCGUGGGCACUGGCCAAUGGCACCUCCCUAGCAGACAUCUACAGAGCGGCGGGCUGGGCAACACCUAAUACCUUUUACGAGAUUCUACAAUCUCAGGGUUGAAUCGGUUUCAACCCGUAUUCUCUCAGGUCCGAGCAUGUACAACUCGGUAAUACAGAACAACUGACCAGGUGUUCCACUUGCACAUGGCGCCCUUCCCCUCCACUGAGGCGAUCACGUGCACUCUUUCUCCCAGGAGAGUUCACUAAACUCACGCUCCCUGGAUUCUUUCCUCCCUAGCCCUCUGGUCCGCGAAUUCAGAGGAAUUCCCGACCAGACCCACAACGAGUACUAACUACUCUGUACUGAAAUAGGUGCUCCUAGUGUUUGGCCAUCACGGAUUAAUGCCCCCUUGUGUAUUUUCCACGUUACAGUCCCAGGUCUCCCUUGGGUAUUCCCAUCUGCCACCCCC